GGAACGUGCUCUGCAGGCAGGAAGUAGAACUAUCAGCUGAUCCCCAGUGCUGCGGUCGCUGUUGUUGUUGUGUGAAGCUCCCGUCGCUCUGGUUCGGACCAGCCGUUGCUCUUCUCGUCGCCUCUUGCCUUCGGAGACCGGUCAGCGGCCGGGGGAACGGACACGGUCGGUACCGGGAGCGGGACGCGUUUCGUGACGGGAGAAGGAGCUGCGUGUCACGGCUAGCUUUUAGCUCGGCGGAGCAGCCGGAGAACAAAAACACCAACAACCCCCCCGAGGCGUCUGCUUUCUGCUUUGAGUCGUGCGGUUGUGGGUUACGAAAUAUAUUUUUCUCUUUAUUUGUUUUGUUUUUAUUUAUAUUUGUAUUUUCUGAGCAGCACGGCAGACGCCGGGGCAGCUAAGUUAGCUAACAUUAGCUCCUGAUCAAAGCCCAAAUAAAACCAGGUUUGAAGCUUUCCUGACCGCCUGACUGUGACAGAGUUCAGGUUCAGAGGAUAUUAAUUAUCUCUGAUUAGUUUCUGUUCAGUGUUAACAGUGAGGUCUGAUGUGUUUGUUGCUCCUCAACGAGCUGGUGUUGAUUUUCUCACCACUUUUCUGCUCGAAUUCAGGUUUUUAUUGAUUUUAAAGCAACAAUUAGGUCGAUCAGCAGCUGGCCUUGUGUGUUGUAAGUGUGCUGACACGUUGCGUAAUUUGUUUGUUUGUUAGCUGUCCUCCUGAGCUGAGUGUCUUAACACAACAAACCCGUGUUUUAGUUCAGGUAGGAGCUGAUUUUAAAACAUUUAACCCUUUUUUAACCUCUGGUGUCGUUUUAACAUCAAAACAAUGAGAUAAAGACUUUUAUUUUCAGGCUCAUGAAUCUGAUAGUUUUAGUUAAAGCAAGUUGAGAUGAUCUGAAAACAUCCACCUGAGUUAGAUCAGGGAGGGUCAGCAGGAAGACAGGGUCCCGUCCAGUCUCAGGUGAGGUGAGCCCCCCCAUCACUUGCCAAUGCUGGAUCUGGAGGUGGUCCCUGAGAGAUCACUAGGAAAUGAGCAAUGGGAAUUCGCCUUAGGGAUGCCAUUUUCCCAGGCCGUCUCUAUCCUCCAGAAACACUGCCGCAUCAUCAAGAACGUCCAGGUGCUCUACAGCGAACAGACGCCGCUCAGCCAUGACCUCAUACUGAACUUGACUCAGGAUGGGAUUAAGCUGCUGUUUGACGCCACAAACCAGAGACUCAAGGUUAUUGAGGUGUACGACCUGAGCAAAGUCAAGUUGAAGUACUGCGGAGUCCACUUCAACUCUCAGGCCAUCGCUCCCACCAUCGAGCAGAUCGACCAGUCGUUUGGAGCCACGCACCCUGGAGUUUACAAUCCUGCAGAGCAGCUGUUCCACCUCAACUUCAGAGGACUUUCCUUCUCCUUCCAGCUGGACUCGUGGAACGAAGCUCCGAAAUACGAGAUUCCACAUGGAGCCAUGGUUAAAAGGAUGCACAUCUACACUGGUAACAACCUGCAGGAAACCAGAGCUCCUGCGAUGCCGCUGGCUUGUUUCUUCGGGAACAUCUUUGCGGAGUGCGUGGACGUCCUGAGAGACGGAGCAGGUCCUCUGGGGCUUAAGCUCCGCCUCCUCACUGCAGGUUCUGGUCCUGGCGUGAUGGCCGACUCUAAAGUCCGGUUCCUGGAGAGGAGCAUCUUCUUUGGAGAUUCCUGUCAGGACGUUCUGGGUGCUCUGGGCUCGCCUCAUAAAGUCUUCUACAAGUCAGAGGACAAGAUGAAGAUCCACUCUCCAUCCCCUCACAAACAGGUUCCCUCCAAAUGUAACGACUACUUCUUCAACUACUUCACCCUCGGAGUGGACAUCCUGUUUGACUCAACGACUCACCUGGUUAAGAAGUUUGUCCUCCAUACCAACUACCCCGGGCAUUACAACUUCAACAUAUAUCAUCGAUGUGACUUUAAGAUUCCACUCGUCAUCAAAAAAGAAGGAACCAAUUCUCAGACAGAGGAGUGCAUCUUAACGACGAACAGCAAGUGGGAUCAGAUUCAGGAAUUGUUGGGUCAUCCCAUGGAGAAACCCGUGGUGCUCCACAGGUCUUCAUCAGCGAAUAACACCAACCCGUUUGGUUCCACCUUCUGCUUUGGACUUCAGAGGAUGAUUUUUGAGGUGAUGCAGAAUAACCACAUAGCAUCAGUGACCCUGUACGGAGCUCCAAGGACCAGCAGUCAGGCCCGGCUCGGGUCCAGUGCCAGUUCCCACUGAACCGACAACCAGAACCUUCUGCUGCUCCGGCCGACCAGAGUGGAGUUCUUACACAAACCAGAGCCAGAUUUUUACCAGUCCAGCUCCGAUAAAUCAGACCUGGUAAAUGUUAGCUUCUCCUGUCGGGCUCUACGAUUUAUUCUUCCAAUCAGAACCGGUCGCCAAGCACAUUUGGACCUUCCCGGGUCUGGGAACGGCUUUGUGCUUUUGGAGCGUCAAGCAUGCUUUGGAGUAAAAGAUAUAAAAUCUG
Austrofundulus limnaeus is the source of this 2486-nucleotide messenger RNA. RefSeq names its product phagosome assembly factor 1 (gene phaf1). NCBI's taxonomy places the organism in Eukaryota, Metazoa, Chordata, Actinopteri, Cyprinodontiformes, Rivulidae. The record is from RefSeq and is a predicted model, not a curated record. Gene Ontology annotation, cellular component: synaptic vesicle membrane; trans-Golgi network; dendrite. The transcript is spliced from 16 exons. The coding region runs from base 986 to 2236 and encodes 416 amino acids. Gene Ontology annotation, biological process: Golgi to plasma membrane protein transport.